GAAAAUUUUGUGGAAAUAAAGUUAGCCAAUGGACAUAAUAGACAUGUCAAGUUUACCAUUUUUGUUGAAAACUAUAUCAAGGAGUAUAAAAUUCAGCAAUCUAUCCCAGAUUUCAUAAGACAUGUUCUGGAAGCUUGGAAAUCAACAAACAUAUUUAAGACUAAGGAAAUUGACCGGAAAAUGGUGAGUGAAAUUUGUUACGGGGCAUCUUCGUCAGGGGCAACGAGAGAAAAAUGAAGGCAGAAACACUAACACUGGUGCUGGUGAACUUAGCGGGAAUAAUGGAAAGGGCGGAUGAAUCAUUGUUACCUGGUGUUUAUAAGGAAGUUGGUGAAGCACUCCAUGCUGAUCCAACGAGGUUGGGCUCGCUCACGCUUUUCCGAUCCAUGGUUCAGUCCCUGUGUUAUCCUCUUGCUGCUUACUUAGCUGCUCGCCAUAACCGGGCCCAUGUCAUCGCCUAUGGUGCUUUUCUUUGGGCUGCCGCCACUUUCCUCGUCGCUUUCUCCUCUACCUUCUCUCAGGUGGCAGUAUCGAGAGCUUUAAAUGGGAUAGGCCUAGCCAUAGUUGCACCUGCUAUUCAAUCUCUUGUAGCUGACUCGACUGAUGAUGACAAACGUGGGAUGGCAUUUGGAUGGCUACAGCUUACUAGCAAUAUUGGUUCGAUAAUUGGUGGAUUGUUCUCCUUAAUGAUAGCGCGUGUUACUUUUUUGGGAAUUCCUGGUUGGAGGCUCGCAUUUCAUCUUGUUGGGAUCGUCAGCGUUAUCAUUGGUAUUUUGGUUCGCUUAUUUGCUAAUGAUCCUCACUUUCCAGAUGGCCGUCUAAAGGCUACUAAUGAAGGUCAUGGUAAAUCCUUCAUAUCGGAAGUGCAAGGUCUCGUUCAAGAAGCAAAAUCGGUCAUAAAGAUUCAAUCUUUCCAGAUUAUUGUUGCUCAAGGUGUUACUGGUUCUUUUCCCUGGUCAGCUUUGUCCUUUGCUCCAAUGUGGUUAGAGCUUACUGGACUUUCCCAUGAGAAGACUGCUGUACUUAUUGGCUUGUUUGUGAUUGGAAGUUCCAUAGGAGGACUCUUUGGAGGAAGGAUGGGAGACAUGUUAUCCCGGCGUCUACCAAAUUGUGGCAGGAUAAUCCUGGCACAAAUAAGUUCAGCUUCAGCGAUUCCCCUAUCGGCGAUCCUUCUGCUGGCUUUGCCUGAUGAUCCUUCCUCAGUAUUCGCGCAUGGUCUGGUCCUGUUUAUUACAGGGUUCUUCAUAUCUUGGAAUGCUCCAGCUACAAACAAUCCAAUUUUUGCAGAGAUAGUGCCUGAUAAAUCAAGAACAAGUAUCUAUGCUCUGGACCGAUCAUUUGAAUCUGUACUAUCGUCUUUUGCUCCACCUGUUGUUGGACUACUGGCUCAGAAUGUUUACGGUUAUAAACCAGUUCCUGAAGGUGUUGAAAAUAUUGCUACAGACAGAGGAAACGCCAAAGCUUUGGCACAAGCGUUGUUCACUUCCAUAGGAACUCCAGUGGCACUAUGCUGUGUGAUUUACUCUUUUCUCUAUUGCACGUAUCCAAGGGAUAAGGAGCGGGCUCAAAUGGAAGCACUGAUAGAAUCAGAGAUGCAAAUCAUGGGCUUGGAUACGUCUCCUGCAACUCGACAAUAUUCACAAGUCGAGUCAUCUGAAACCCAAGAGCAUCUUGAAGACAGAAUCAUUGUUGAAAUGGAUUAUGGGGAAGAUGGACUUGAUUUUGAUGAUGAUGAUGAUGAGAAGACAUUAGUCCACCACUACCCGACAUUUCCUCAACUGGAUCGAUAGCAGUCAUUAUAUCAAGAAAGACUUAUUUUUACAUGGAUGAUCACAUGGCCACACAUCCGAUACGAAUUUAUAUCAGUUGAACAAUAGUUUAUGGAGGUUUUCGGCCAUCAACAGUUAUAGAACAACUUAGAUUUCCCUUUCAUUCUUUCUAGCUUCAUAAUCUAUGCCUUUUGGCUACAUGUAACAUAUUUUAGAUUAUCUUCCUACUUGGUGAUAAUGUUCUUUUUCUUUUAUCGUAUCAGUAUAGGUUCUUGAGAAUGGACAUCUCGAGGUUAGUUUGAUAUAGAUCACCUCUCUCGGAAAACAUACUGUAUAGGGAGUUGUAUUAUCUCCUCUUGUACCUCUGUACAUCUCCAAAUCUGGAAUGCUGCGCAUUCUUUCA
Messenger RNA from Nicotiana tabacum (common tobacco), 2172 nucleotides. RefSeq lists its product as uncharacterized. Gene Ontology annotation, cellular component: membrane. Lineage: Eukaryota; Viridiplantae; Streptophyta; Magnoliopsida; Solanales; Solanaceae. The record is from RefSeq and is a predicted model, not a curated record. Gene Ontology annotation, biological process: transmembrane transport. Gene Ontology annotation, molecular function: transmembrane transporter activity.